This is a messenger RNA of Amoebophrya sp. A120, 3772 nucleotides long. NCBI's taxonomy places the organism in Eukaryota, Dinophyceae, Syndiniales, Amoebophryaceae. The record is from the annotation of a GenBank genome assembly.
AGUGCUAGACUCGGAUGUCACCUCAAUAUCAGCGACGACAUCACAACAACCGACGCCUUAGUUCUUUUUGACUCUUGAAGUAGAAGUAGUUGUAGCCCUGUAUCAACAACGAAAAUUUUUCUAUACUUUCUGCUCUAGCGACCUCUUUCAUGGUACCGAUAGAUAGACCCUCAUAAAAGUCAUUCGACGUUGUUCAUCAUCCCUCUGGACCAUUAGCCGAAGUGGUUUUGUGUUUGGAUAAUUGUGCCGUUUCAAUAGAUAGAAUUGUACCAGACUACGUUCCUGACUACAGCACCACAUCACAAGAAUGACGGACGAGAACACUUCGCAGAUCCUGCACAUGGGCUUGGACAGCCUGACGCAGGAUGCGAAGGCCACGGAGGACUACACAACCGAAGUGAAGGAGCUGCUGGAAAAGAAGAUUCCCCAGCUGAUAUCAAAAGGAAAAAUCCCCCCUUCCCAUAUCGAAAAGAUAUGUAUCCGAAAAUUUGUGUUGCUGAUUUGUGACCACAAAUCGGGUCUGUCUUGCAAGAAGGCACACUCAGGCUGUCCGCCGCGUUAUGCUGGCGCUUUGUAAUGCUGUAAGGCCUACAGGGUAGCCGUCUACCAUGCUAGGCGCCUACCCCAAAAGGCCCCCGCCGAGGCUCAGGAUCUGCGUGCAUUCCUCUACUGCAACACAAACUCGAUUUGUGUAUCCAAAUCCAGCAUCAGAAAGUUCGUUUUGGUAUGGGGAGGUGGGAUUUUUCCUUUUGAUAGCAGAUCCAGGCGAAGCGGUACGACGACGCGGUGGAGGAGAUUUUGCUCCUGGAGAAAAAAUGCCGCCAGGCCUGCGACGCGCUCAACUGCAGCAAGCUCUGCCAGAAGGUGAUCCUCAUGUUAUUACAAGGAAAAAUGCCCCCACCCCUGCACUUGGCAGCAUUUGUAUUGCAAACCUUUCCAAUAGAAACAUUCCCCGUCUUGCAUAUCUCAGCAUCACAAAUUUUCCAUGCUGAACAGCUCAAAUUUGUGUUGCGGAGGAGCCCAACAGCAGCCGGAUCUGUUAUGCACAAGGCACCUUGCGCACCUAGAUUCUGCAUCAGAAAGGCUCGCAGUCCUUUCAUGCAAUACAAAAAGCUUUCAUUGGGAAACUUUGCAUGACAAACUUCUGCAAAUUCUGGGGUGGGGCCAUUUUUCAUUGUAAUACAUGUACAAAGACGACGCGAAGGACUGGGGCAAGAUGCUGGACUACUUCGUAUCAAAUGCAAAAAUGUCUGGGUCUGGAAGAAUGCAAGUUUGUCAUGCUUGUCUGGUAUGACUCGAGAAUCUGUGUUGCAUAGGCACGAAAAGGGCCUCUUGUCUGUCAUGCAGAACGCAGUUUGCCAUGCGGAAAACGAAACACAAGAGCAGCUCAAAAAUUUGUCAUGCUUGGCUGCGUAUUGCAGUGCGCCCACCACUCACAUUUUAGCAUCACAAGUUUUCCAGACCCAGACAUUUUUGCAUUUGAUACUUCGGGAUUCUGUGCAAAAAACGCGGGCAGCUGCGGCGGUGCAUCGUGGACCUCACGCACCUGGGGAUGAAGUGGGUAGAGGAAUAUGGGAAGGAAAAAAACAAACCGAAAAAGGAGGAGUUGAUGAAAGUGUUGGACAGUAUCACCGAGGGAAAAAUCUUUGUUGAAGUGGAGCGGGCGAGGUUAAUCCGGAUAUUGGCGGACGACAGGGAAGCCGAGGGGAAAUUGGACGAAGCCGCGCAGUUGUUGCAGGAAGUGCAGGUAAGAAAUAUCGGUGAUAUUAGGUAGAGAGAGAGUAAUAUUAGCUACGUGAUGACUGUGAUUGUAUUUGUACCAUGCGGAGAAGGAAAUAGAAUUACGUACAAUUCGGCAGCAUUUUGUCAGUAAUCUUCGCAAAAAAAAUAAAAUUGGCAUAUCGUGCAAACAGCUUCGCAAAAAAACUGUAUCAGGUCGAGACCUUCGGCAGUAUGGACAAGAUGGAGAAAGCAAAAUACAUCUUGAACCAAAUGCGGCUGAUGCUCCUUCGCAAGGACUACAUCCGGGUGCAGAUUGCGUCCAGGAAAAUCAACGAAAAGUUUCUGGAGGCGGACGAUUUCCAAGAGAUAAAACUCGAGUUUAACAGUAACAUGGUCAAGUACUACCUCCACGAAGAGCAGUACCUCGAGGCCGCGAAGUGCUACCAGAAGUCGCUCUCCACAAAAAUUAUAGCAGACGGGGAGCAACCGAAAUGGGAGCCGAUCCUGUCCCACUUGCUGUUACUAGUGCUGUUGGCAAAAAAAUCCGACGAGCAGACGGAGCUGAUGACAACGUUGUUGGAGAAAGAAGUACCAAGAAAGAAGUUGGAGGCGGUCGAGAAACUGAGGGACUUGAUGCAGCAGUUCCGAACUUCGAAGUUGAUCGCAUGGCCACUCAAAUUUGAAAGUUUACUGAAGCAGCACCCGCUCUUUACCGGUAUUUUUUUACUAUUGAGUAUACGAUUGAUGUUAGUUACUAGCAGACCCAUCGGAUUUUUUUGAAUGGGAGCCGCCCGCGUUCUUUGCAACAGUGAGACCACAACGAACAAGUUUCCUGUGCAGCAUGACCGGAAAGAACGCGGUCGUUAUAGUCUUGAUUUCCAUUUGAACUACCUGACGAGUGGCAGUUUGUCUGAUGCGCAACAUAUUCAAAAAUCUUGCUGCAAAAUCCUAAAACACAGACUCCAGCUUCGGCGAACUGAGGUGGAGCGUGAUGCGCAAGCGGGUGAUCCAGCACAACUUGCGGAUCGUGUCCCUCUACUACACCAGGAUAGAAACCAAGCGGCUGAUGCAGCUGCUCCACCUAACCCAAAACGAGCUGGAGACCGAACUUUCCGAACUUGUCAUCGACAAGAUGAUCCACGCGCGGAUCGACCGACCCGCCGGCCUGGUGCGGUUUGGGGACGAGCCCAAGCCGGAGGACAAACUGAACAACUGGGCCGGGUGCAUCGACCGGGUUCUGGAUUUGGUGAAAGAAACCGGGCAUCUGAUACAAUAUCAAAUGCAAAAAUGUGUGGGUCUGGAAGAGUCAUGCUGUUUUUGCAGGACACAGGGUAUCUUUCCUGGAAGCCCUAGCAUCACAGAUUUCGAGAAGCUUCCGCAUUGCUUGUUCCGUAUGACAAAUCCCCCACUUUGGUGACAGGAAAUGGACAUCUUUUGCUGCCUAUGCAUGAGAGAUUUGUCUGUGUUCUGAAAUGCGCAUCACAAGUUCACAUCCUUCCAGACCCAGACAGUUUUACAAUCCAUAUACAAAAGGAACGCAUGAUUCAAGACGCAAAGGCGAAAAUGACGAAGAAAAAGUGAGUAUAGCUGAAUAAAGAAGUGCUGUUGAUUUAUUUUUAUUGCGGUAGUCUACAGUAUACUGCAUCAAGUCAAACAAGUCAACGUUGCGACGUUUGAUGCAGGGCAAACAACUUACUCGUGCCUUGCUACGCUUAGCAGUGAGUGGUGCAAGCAUCGUGUCUACCUACGUCACAAAUAUCAUACGACAGGUAAAAAUGCCGCGAAGGACCUCCACAGCGGCGUGUACGACACGACCCUGCUUGUUCGGCGGCUUGUCUAGUAUUGCUUCCUCUCUUUCAGCGACACAGCAUGACGAUUUUUUCAAACCUCAUGAAACAGUGCGUAGAUGAAGCUGUUGACUUUCACAGGCGAGCUAUCCCCUGCGCGUUGUGACCACGGUAGCGACUCCUCAUGCGCUUUAUCGGAUGCUACGACUGUCAUAAGGAAGUAAAAAAGUCGGAAACGGAGAAAUUUCAGAAGCACAUCAGGC